AUGGAAAAAGAGGUUGUGGAAAAUCUUUGGAAUGGUGAUAGAGACUCACAAAUUCAAGCAGCUAUGAAACUUAGUAGAUUAAGAAGUAAACAGAGGCACAAGUUGGCAGAAAGUGGUGCAAUGGUUCCUUUGAUUUCCAUGCUUCAUUCUAAAAACUAUGAAGCCAUAGAAGCUUCUCUGUGUGCUCUACUCAGCCUUUGCUUUGGCAGUGAAAGAAACAAGAUUCGGAUCAUCAAGUGUGGGGCUUUGCCAGUUUUGCUGAAUUUCCUCCAUUGUCGUAGCCAGCCAAAUACAGUGACACAAAUGACAUUAGUAGCCAUGCUAACCCUCUCGUCUUGCAAUGCAAAUAAGGUAGCAAUUGCUUCAUCUGGGGCUAUCCAACUCUUGGCUGAAUUCGUCAAUAGUAGUUGUAGCACUCAGUCUCAGCUAGAUGCCAUAGCUACCCUGCACAACCUCACAACAUGCCAAAACAUUGUUCCAUUGAUUGUCUCUUCUGGUGUCAUACUCUCCUUGCUUGAACUGAUCCACAGAUCAGUCAAAUCAUCUCAAUUGGUUGAGAAAGCAAUUGGGUUGCUAGAAAACAUUGUCUCUUCAUUAAAGAAUGCACUUUGUGAGGCUUGUAGUGAUGGAAGAACAAUUAGGAUGCUGGUUGAGACUAUUGAAGAUGGAUCUUUACUAAGCAAAGAGCAUGCAGUGAGUAUGCUUCUACUUAUAUGCCAGAGCUGCAGAGAUAAAUAUAGAGGUUUGAUUUUGACAGAGGGAGUGAUGCCAGGAUUGCUUCAGUUAAGUGUGGAUGGAACACGGAGAGCCAAAUCCAUGGCUAGAGAAUUGUUGUUGCUUCUAAGGGACUGCAGAAACUAUAGCUCGAGACGUAAACAUAUUAAUCAUGAGCUUAUAGAAAGGGUAAUGGAAGAAAUUGAUUCAAAAGGAGAGAAAUUGGGCGAUACUACUUUGAGGUUGAUAGAGGAGAUGCUUGCCAAGCUCAAUGCAUAA
Molecule: messenger RNA, 993 nt
Organism: Abrus precatorius (Indian licorice)
Lineage: Eukaryota; Viridiplantae; Streptophyta; Magnoliopsida; Fabales; Fabaceae
Product: U-box domain-containing protein 12-like
Exons: 2
Coding region: 1-993 (330 amino acids)
Cellular component (GO): nucleus; cytoplasm
Molecular function (GO): protein binding
Source: RefSeq, a predicted model, not a curated record